This is a messenger RNA of Anopheles moucheti, 867 nucleotides long. RefSeq names its product odorant receptor 30a-like. The transcript is spliced from 5 exons. The record is from RefSeq and is a predicted model, not a curated record. Bases 1 to 867 code for a protein of 288 amino acids. Gene Ontology annotation, cellular component: plasma membrane. NCBI's taxonomy places the organism in Eukaryota, Metazoa, Arthropoda, Insecta, Diptera, Culicidae. Gene Ontology annotation, molecular function: odorant binding; olfactory receptor activity. Gene Ontology annotation, biological process: sensory perception of smell; detection of chemical stimulus involved in sensory perception of smell.
AUGCUCGAUGUUCUGGAACGUUAUCAGAAGGGAACAACGGAAGAAGUGGCAGUGCUAAAUCGAACUGGUCGUUUUCUUCGGAUUUUAUUUCGCGUUAUCACCACAACGUGUAUUAUUUGCGGAGCAGCCUUUGCGUUAUAUCCAAUAUUCGCAUAUUACAAAACAGGUGCUUUAUUACCUUUGUUGCUAUACGAGCUACCGUACCUUGAUUGUAGCACCAUCACUGGAUAUGUUUUCAAUAUGUUGUUUCAACUAAACCUUCUCGCGGUCGGUGUUAUGGGAGUGCUGCUUGCUGAUUUAUUGUACUUGAUGAUCGCGAUGUACGCAAUGACUGAAGCCGAUAUUUUUAUUUUACACCUUGUUGAGCUUGAAGCCAUGCUGAAUGAUCCCAUGAAAGAUGAUACAAAGAGACCAGCCAUACGAGAAAAGUGGGUGCAGUGCAUGUUCGAUCAUCAACAGGCGACUAGCUUCUUGAACACCGUCGAAGACAUCUUUGGAAUCCAAUGUCUAGCGCAAGUGGUCAUGGGCGUGUUUGCGAUAUGUGUCUGCAUGCUGCUAGUAGUGUUGACGGAUUGGUAUCCUACGUACUGCUUUUUAUUGGUUAUGUUUUCGGAGCUUACCGCUUACUUCGUCGUGGGCCAUAUCAUUGAGCUUAAGAUUGAUGAAAUGUACGAUAAGAUCAUAUCCAUGCCAUGGUACAAGCUCCCGGUGAAGGAACAGAAGGAGUUUUGCUACCUCGUAUCCAGACAACAGCGUCCCAUGAUGUUGACGGCUUUCGGGUUUCAUCCAAUGAAUUUCGAGGCGUACAUGAGCGUGUUGAAAGGUUUAUACCAGUUUUUUGUAAUGAUCAUGCAGUACUUCGGAUAA